Molecule: messenger RNA, 3819 nt
Organism: Cyphellophora europaea CBS 101466
Lineage: Eukaryota; Fungi; Ascomycota; Eurotiomycetes; Chaetothyriales; Cyphellophoraceae
Exons: 1
Coding region: 1-3819 (1272 amino acids)
Biological process (GO): nuclear pore organization; protein import into nucleus
Cellular component (GO): nuclear pore transmembrane ring
Molecular function (GO): structural constituent of nuclear pore
Source: RefSeq, a predicted model, not a curated record
AUGAACGAAACACCCCGACUGCGGUCGGCCUUUCCAAACACGCCCCGAACUGGAGCUCGCUCUAGAACUGCGACGAGCAGUAAUCGAACGAGCUAUGGAUCUACGCAAUCUUCUUCGCCUUUCGAUCGAACCUCACCAGCCGCAAAGCCGAUCAGAGUACUUGCACAGAGCGAGAAGAAAAAGGAUGAUCGCCUGAUACCUUUCGAUGUUCUCGAUGCGCCGACUCAGCGUUUCUACGUAGUAGCAUUCUACGUUUUGCUGGGAGCGUGGCGCCUCUACAAUGCAUACUACGUCUCGGGAGAUCUCGACUCAACAUGGUACUUCAUGCAGUGGUGUGGUACGGAUGCCGCCUUUCUAAUUGUGCUGAGCUGGCUGCAGAUUCCGUGGCUGGAGUUUUCCUUCACAACAACCGUUGUGUUGUUCGUUCUUCAUGUCAUCGCGAAUGCAUUCCUGAUGUAUCACAUUCCCAUACCAUUGUUCUGGUGGGUUAGCGGCCUGGCGAAGCUGUUUUGGGAUCGUGAACUCUCAAUCUCGGGACAAGGUGUCAAACCUGCUGACAUCCUACACAACUCGUCAAUCAUACUCGGCAAACAAAUCAUCCAUAUCCUGCCUGAGGGAUCUGCGAUCCUCAACCCUCAGAAGCAAUCCUUCUGCAUUGAUGCUGAGACUCCAUUUGUUGACCUUCCCAUCCAAAUCAAUCAGACUGCUCCGAUUCUGAUCGAGCUCACCCGGUACGACAUCGGUGGCGAGGAAGAAGAAAAGUUAGAAAUCAAAGCAAAACAGGCUCGGGCUCUAAAGAAGCACGCCGACAAGGGCUACCCGAAAUCAGAGACCAACACUCCACGGAUGCUACGCCAUCGUGUCUCCAAGACAGGACUAUACCGAUUGGAGAAGGUUAUCGACGAGUCUAAUCUGGAAGUCCGCCGCCGGAGCUACGAUGUGGCGGUAGUCGACUGUCCGAGCGCAUUUGUGACCACCAGCGCCGAACACGGUUGCACCGGAGACCUCAGCAAGACUUCCAUUGGUGUCAAUGGAGUCCCACCUUUCAAGGUAAAGUAUAGCAAAAGAAUCAAUCAGCAGCAAUUCAGCUCCAUCGUACAGAGUAUACAGGCGCCAAAUGCGGAUGAUUAUUUGGCCCCGGAUGGUACCAGUAAUGUCGUUCUCGACCCUUCCCGUCCCCAGCUUGGUUGGACACAGUCGACGAGCGUUUCAUUUGAUAUCAAUGAAGCCUUGAACAAGAAUGGUAGCUGGACUUAUAUCGUCGAAGAUGUCGAGGAUGGUCUGGGCAAUAAAAUCGACUAUGACUUGACCAACGACAAGGAGAUGAGCCGAGCACAUCGGUCAAGUAGUCUUACUGUUCAUAAUCGACCAGUCGUCGACUUGGUCGGCUGCAGCAGCGAGCGUCCCCUUAAAGUCGCUAAGGAGGAUACCGUUGCUUUACCUGUUCGUAUUCGCCCAGUUGGUCAGAUUGCGCCUUCAGACUGGCCUAUGAAGCUCAAAUACAGCUUCAUGGCUGAUGCUGAAGGCCAAGUCCCGACAAUCGAGGACGUGUCGUUCGCCUUGGUGAAUUCCAAGGAGUCGAGCCUUCCACGGAUCAACAAAGCAGGCAAGUACAUGGUUGAUUCGAUCGAGACGCAAUACUGCCGAGGGGAAGUUGUGGAGCCAUCGUCCUGUUCACUCUUUAAUCCUCCCCGACCGAUGAUGUCGAUUGACUCCGAGGACAUCUUCGACAAAUGUGCUGGCAACCCCAUUGGCAUGACCGUGAACCUUGACUUCACGGGCAGUCCACCGUUCAAAGUCCGCUACAGCGUCGAGCACAACGGCAAGGCCAGCCCUAAAGUCCAGGAAUUCAACAGCAUGCGAGGACAGCUUGAAUUCAGAGAAAAGUCUGCCGGGUCUUACGUCUACCGAUUCCUCGGCAUUUCUGACGAGGUCUACAACGACGUCUCUCUAAAGGAGAAAGACAUGACUCUUCGUCAGGACAUUCGGCCUCCAGCAACAGCCAAUUUUGCUGAUGGCAAAAAGCUUCUGGAAGCUUGCUUUGGCCAGUCGGUACAAUUGCCAGUCAGGUUUGCUGGCGAAGGUCCCUGGGAUCUUGACUACGAAAUUGUGCACAAUGGUAAACGCAAAAAACACAACAAGCACUCAGGAGAAGAGUUCAACCUGGUGGAGCUCGCCGAACAAUCUGACGGAGGCGAUUAUACCAUAAUCUUGACAGGCGUUCAGGAUCGACUGAAGUGCAAGACUUCUCUGCAGGAAGAGAGGACCGUGCGUAUUCGCCCUGAGCAGCCGCAGGCGGCUUUUGGCGACAUUGAUGGCAAGCGAAUUAUCCGUGCUUUGGAUGGUAAAGCUGUCAAGAUACCACUACGGCUCAAGGGCUUUGCGCCAUGGUCGGUUCAAAUAAAGAAUCUGGAAGAUGGUUCUCGCGCCGUGGAGCAAACUUUCAAUCAACCCAACGGGGUCUACUCCGUCGACCGUCCGGGAACAUACGAGAUUGUGUCUGUUCGCGACAUGUGCCCAGGCUUUGUCAACCCCAGAGCCAAUACCUUCACAGUCACAGCCGUUCCUCGACCUGUUCUGAAGAUUCAGGAUGACGAGGCUCAUGACGAACGAUCCAAUACCUACCGAAAGCCUGCUGUCUGUCAAGGUGACGACUCGAGUCUCGGUCUGGGUCUUGCAGGCAAUCCUCCGUAUCGCUUGAAGUACUCACAGAAGUUUGAUCCAGUCAAAGGCGCUGCAGCUAUCAGCAAUAAGCCCCUGUCGGUCGCGGGCAACUCUGCAUCCAUCAAUCUGGAAACGGGCAAAGCUGGUGAGUACACCUAUGUUUUCAACGAGCUCAGUGACGACCGCUACGGACACGACAAACGCCAUUUCCACGAAAUCGCGGUCAAACAGAAGGUGCACUCGCUCCCAACGGCCAAAUUCUCGAGUCCUGGAAGAACAUAUGGCUACUGUAAAGAUGAUCCAAGUUUCAGUGGCAGUCCAGAGUCGGAGACCAUCCCGCUCACAUUCAGUGGUACUCCACCAUUCUCGGUCGAGCUCGGAAUUGGCCAUUAUGGUGUGGCUUCAAAACCUGAGAUUGUGAGACUCCGGGAUAUCCCAACAACCUCCUACAACUGGGCAGUCUCGCGCUCUAGUCUCGAAGUCGGCACGCACAGUCUGUUAAUUCGGUCGAUUAAGGAUGCCAACGGUUGCCAGAACUUCUACGAGUCGGACACCUCUGCUGUUAAGAUUGCGGUGUCGUCACCACCUACCAUCAUUCCACUUGAGUCGGCGGCCGAUUACUGUGUAGGGGAGCACGUUUCGUUCUCCCUUUCUGGUCAAGCACCCUUUGAGGUAUUCUAUAACUUCCAAAAUCGGGAGCGCAAGGCCAAGGUCACCGGCAGUGAAUUCCGACGCAUCGCUGAAAGUCCUGGGGAAUUCACCGUCACUGGUAUCAGCGAUAGCGCCAUGGGGAGCGGCAAGUGCCGGGCUAGAAAAGACAUCACGAAGUUCAUCCACCCCUACCCAAGCGUGAAAAUUUCCCAUGGACGGACACUGGUGAGCGAUAUUCACGAGGGCGGCGAAGUCGAAAUCGAGUUUGAAUUUACCGGAACGCCACCUUUCGAAUUCACCUACACACGCUCGGAAAAUACCAAAAAAGGACAGCGACCAAGGGUGCUCGAGACGCGACAUGACAGCAGCUCGGACUUCAGUAAACGGGUCCGCGCGAGUGACGAGGGUACGUACGAGGUGGUGGCGAUCAAAGACCGGUAUUGCGCGUAUGCCAGAGAUAAUCAAGCAUACAGUGGAAAAGGACAGAAAAUGUUGCAAUAUUAG